AUGACGUGCGGCUACACAGAUACUACGACCACGGCUUGGGCGUACACGAUCAACUUCCCGCUCAGUGGCAAGAUAGCUGAUUUCAGUGGUGGCGUUACUGGUGGUGUAUCGAACACGAAGACUGUAGCCAAAGCUAUCAACAAAGCCGUAAAGCUGGAGCAGAACGAGUUGGUACUUAUACAGGCGACGGCAGAUAUCUGGACGUCGCUCCCGGACAUCCGGAGGGAACUUAUGUUGAUGGAACAAGCAAGCCCGAUACAUGCAUCACAGUACCCAACGCUGCCAGAGGUAGUGACAAUGAUCCUUGGGGUAUUACUGUCCUCGUCCGAGUGGACUGCGCGACGCAUGCACCGCUCCCAUCUGAUUGUCCAAGAUCCAGCCUACAACAAGCCAGGCGUACCGCUUGAUCGUGGCGUGUACAACUCCUUCUCAGAGACCUUCGAGAACGAUAAUGCCGACAUGAUGUACGGCCAGUCGUCCGAGAUCGACUGCUCAGUGACCGAUGCCUCCAAGCUAGCGCAACAAGAGGACUGCUACGCAGCCCUUGCGACAGGCAUGAUGCAUCCGGUCGUAGGCCUCCUGCAGGGAGGAAAUGGUGGACAGUGGUGGGCGUCGGUAAAUUCCACGCUCGACUCAGACAGUUCGCCAGAUGCUGACUUAACUGCAGUACGUACACACUUGCGCCUUCAAAUCGAGUACGAACAAGACUGGACAGAGGAUUGCCUCGUAGGUCUCGCGGAGGUUCUGAAGGCUGCAUCAGGCACCCUGAACACGUGCAAGGCCCAGGACAAUGGCGGUGUGGGUGGCUCCCGAAAGAUCCGCAACGACGGCAAAUGUAAUGCGACGCUUCGCCUCGCCAAUACUGAGGGCAGAGAACCACCGCAGGACAUGAGUCUUUUGGUUCCCAAGCAUUGA
Alternaria incomplexa is the source of this 915-nucleotide messenger RNA. RefSeq lists its product as uncharacterized. The transcript has 3 exons. The coding region runs from base 1 to 915 and encodes 304 amino acids. The record is from RefSeq and is a predicted model, not a curated record. Lineage: Eukaryota; Fungi; Ascomycota; Dothideomycetes; Pleosporales; Pleosporaceae.